AUGCCGCAGAACUCGAGAGGCGACACCGAGCAGAGCGGUAAGCGCCAAUCAAUCGGCAAGAGGAAGCUUUCUGAUCAAGGAGAGCCGUCGCAGCCGCGAUCGCAACAAUCCAUAUCCGAGCUCCUCUCCCAGAGGUAUUCACCCGACCGCAGCCUUGAUCUGCAAACCCACAAGCGUUCCCGUCUGUCGUCGUCUCCCUCACGCUCCUCAACCCAAACGAGCCCGCAUAAGAUGCAUCCGAUUUCCGGUUCCCCGCCUAAGAAUGGCGUGCCAGGUCGGGGAGUCUCUGGGUUAAAUGGUCCCAUCAGAUCCCAUGGCUUGAAUACUAAUAUCCGCCAAAACACAUUUUCUCCUCAUAGCGGCGCGAAAAAGCUCGUCGUCAAGAACCUUCGUACCGGACCGCGGCUUAACCAGGAAUCGUAUUUCGAUAAAGUGUGGUCGCAGUUGGAUGCGGCUCUAACGGCUAUUUUUGAUGACAGGAAACCAGAGAGCUCGCUAGAAGAGCUAUACAAGGGCGGGGAGAAUGUCUGCCGCCAGGAGCGGGCAGCUUUGUUGGCUAAGAAGCUUCAGGAUCGGUGCAAAGAGUUCGUCAGCGGGAAAAUGCGCACGAAUCUUGUCGCCAGAGCUGGAGGUAGCACUGAUGUCGGUACAUUGCGGAUAGUGAUUGAGGCGUGGUCGGCCUGGCACUCCAAGCUAGUUACUAUUCGCUGGAUCUUCUAUUAUCUCGACCAGUCGUUCCUCUUGCAUUCUAAAGAACAACCGGUGAUUCGUGAAAUGGGAUUGAUUCAGUUCCGGUCAUACAUCUUCUCUGAUGCGAGUCUGAAGCCAAAGAUUGUGAAAGGAGCAUAUGAUUUGAUCGAGGCCGAUCGAGGUGGAUUUACAAAGGCAUUGACAGAUUCAAGUUUGCUUAGAGAUGCUAUUGAGCUUUUCCACAGCCUCGAUGUGUAUGGGAGUGACUUUGAGCCUUUAUUCAUGGCCAAGUCCGAGGAGUUUGUGAAGCAGUGGUCUCAACAACAAGCAGCAGGGUCCCUGGCUGCAUACGUCGAUAAUUCCCACCAGUUGAUCGAACGUGAGGUAGAACGGUGUGGUCUCUUCUCUUUCAAUCGAAGCACGAAGCUCAAACUGUCCAAUCUCCUGGAUGAGACUCUAGUGACACGGCGAACGGACGUGUUGACCAACGAAAACGAAGUGCUUGGCUUGAUGCGAGCCGGCAAUAAGACUGCCUUGAAGCAACUAUACGGUUUGCUUGACCGGCGAGAUCUUAGUCUCGAAUUGAAGCCUGCAUUUAGGAAGUACAUCAUCGAGGAGGGUGAGGGCAUCGUGUUUAAUCAAGAUCUGGAGGCCGACAUGGUCAUUCACCUGCUCCAAUUUAAGCAAAAGGUUGACGAUAUUUGCACCGAUUCUUUUGAGUCGAAUGAGGAACUGGGCCACACGGUCCGCGACGCCUUUGGUACCUUUAUGAACCACGGGAAGAAGAUGGACUCUACAGGUGGUACCGACAAUCCCAAGUCGGGUGAAAUGAUCGCCAAAUACGUGGAUAGGCUCCUUAAGGGCGGUUACAAGCUGCCACCAGGCCGUAACCCAGAGGAAGUAAGCCUGAUGUCCGAUGAUGCAGAGCUUGACCGACAGCUUGAUCAAGUUCUCGACCUCUUCCGAUUCGUACAUGGAAAGGCUGUCUUUGAAGCCUUUUACAAGAACGAUCUUGCCCGGCGUCUUUUGAUGAAACGAAGCGCGAGCAACGAUGCGGAAAAGAGCAUGUUAACUCGUUUGAAGAACGAAUGCGGGUCAAAUUUCACUCAUAACCUUGAGUCCAUGUUCAACGAUAUGGACACUGCUAACGAUGAAAUGACGGCCUUCAGACGGUCACAGCAGGACGAGCGCAGGAGCCGAUUCGAAUUCGAAGUUAGCGUGCUCUCUGCCGCCUCCUGGCCGACAUAUCCCGAUGUACCCGUACGGAUUCCAUCGACGAUCGCACGCUCCAUUAGCAGAUUCGAGACGUUCUACCACAACAAACAUACAGGACGCAAGCUCACCUGGAAACAUCAACUGGCGCAUUGUCAGCUGACUGCAAACUUCCCGCUCGGAAAGAAGAACCUGGUAGUCAGCUCGUUCCAGGCGAUUGUGUUGCUGCUCUUUAACGAUAUCCCCAAUGGCGAGAGCAUGCAGUACCCCCAGAUCCAAGAAGCGACCGGAUUGUCGGACCCGGAAUUGAAACGAACGCUCCAGUCUCUCGCAUGCGCCAAGUACCGAGUCUUAUCCAAGGACCCUAAGGGCAAAGAGGUGAACUCUAGCGAUAAAUUCUCGUACAACGCGAAUUUCAGCGACAAGCAAAUGCGCAUCAAGAUCAACCAGAUCCAGCUGAAGGAGACCAAAGAGGAAACCAAGACGACGCACGAGCGGGUUGCUGCCGACCGCCAUUUCGAGACGCAAGCUGCCAUCGUGCGCAUUAUGAAGGGCCGCAAGACCCUCAGCCACGCCGAGCUGAUCGCGGAGGUUAUCAGUGCUACUAAGACCCGGGGUGUGCUUCAGCCGGCCGAUAUUAAGGGAGAGAUUGAGAAGUUGAUCGAGAAGGAGUAUCUCGAGCGCAAAGAAGGCACUAAUCAAUACAGCUACGUGUCAUAA
Molecule: messenger RNA, 2622 nt
Organism: Penicillium roqueforti
Lineage: Eukaryota; Fungi; Ascomycota; Eurotiomycetes; Eurotiales; Aspergillaceae
Product: cullin family protein
Exons: 5
Coding region: 1-2622 (873 amino acids)
Biological process (GO): protein ubiquitination; DNA damage response; ubiquitin-dependent protein catabolic process
Cellular component (GO): Cul4-RING E3 ubiquitin ligase complex
Molecular function (GO): ubiquitin protein ligase binding
Source: RefSeq, a predicted model, not a curated record